CUCGGGCGUUUUGCACGAACAUCGUUCUGGUUAAAAACAGAAGAAACGGCAAAGCGCAAGACGACACGCUCGCAUCGCGUCCUAUAAAAAUCCACCGAGAAGGCAGAAUCAGUCGAUUCGUCCACAUGGUCGGAAGAAUCUCAGCGCCCAAGCAGCCCCACCAUCCGGCGCUUCCCGUUGCGGGCACGCGAGGUUAACGCAGCACGCGAUCCAGGCCGACGGCGGCGUCAACGUUUUGGAGCGGAGCGGAACGAGUCGGGCUUCUUGGAUUGAUGGGCUUUUCUUGUGACGAGCUCGCGGCGCCAUUGAAGACGCCGGGAUAGCUGUAUAUCUAGAAGCUCGGCUUUCAAGACCGACUGCUUUGACUCGCGAAUUGGGUCGGUUCUUUCCGAAGCUUAAGGCGCAGUCUUCGAAUUGAAGAGAUUUUCCAGCUCAUCUUCUUGGACUCGUGCAUUUUUUUGAAUCCAAGAAAGAAAAAAGAAAAAGUAUGGGUGGUUUAAAAGUCCAUGACUCGAUGGAGUUAGUUUAGGGAGUAGGUUGGAGUCAUGGCAAUCGAAAUGACGGAAGCUGGAGGGGGAGGAGGAGAAGCGGCGGUCAACGGCCCCGCGGCGGCGGGGGGCGGAGGCGCGGAGAAGUUGAGCCCGGCGGCCCGUCUGUUCCACGCGCCGAGGUUCAACUGUUACAUACUCGCGAUCAUGGGUUGCAAGACGAGGAUCAAUCCGGGCGUGGUCAAAGCAGGGCUGGAGGAGACUCUGCUCAAGCACCCUCGUUUCUCCAGUAAAAUGGUGGGAGAUAUAAAGAGAAGUGGAAAAAUGAAGUGGGUUCAGACGAAGAUGAACUUAGAUGAGCAUGUUAUUGUUCCUGAUGUGGACCCUGACAUGGACACACCAGACCGAUUCGUGGAGGACUAUAUUUCCUAUCUAACAAAAACACCUCUGGACAUGUCCAGACCGCUGUGGGAGCUUCAUCUCCUGAAUGUCAAGACUUCAGAUGCUGAGGCUGUGGCGAUUUUCCGCAUCCACCACUCGAUGGGCGACGGCGCAUCGCUUAUGUCUCUGCUCCUGGCUUGUACACGGAAAACAGCUGACCCAGAAGCACUACCUACUAUUCCUGGAAAGAAAAGUGCAGGAACACAGAAUUCAGGCGGGUUUUGGUGGUUCAUUUUGGCCUUGUGGUCAAUGUUCAGGUUAAUUUGGAACACUAUUGUAGACUUCUCGGUUUUUGUGGCGACAUAUUGUUUCCUGAAAGAUACAGAGAGCCUGGUUAAAGGUGGACCAGGGGUUGCAAAAACUACCAAGAGAUUUGUGCACCGGACAGUCAGUUUGGAUGACAUAAAACUCAUUAAGAGUGCACUGAAUAUGACCAUCAAUGAUGUUGUGCUGGGAGUGACUCAAGCAGGACUGUCUCGGUAUCUGAAUCGAAGAUAUGAAGGUGAGAGUGGAAAAGACCAAAAUUCCAAGAAGAAGAAAUCAAACAUUCCAAAAAAUAUGCGCCUUAGGGCUACUGUUCUCAUAAAUUUAAGACCAACAGCGGGAAUCCAGGCUUUGAGUGAUAUGAUGAUCAAAAAAUCCAAGUGCAAGUGGGGCAAUUGGAUUGGAUACAUUCUCAUUCCCUUCAGCAUUGGUUCAGAAGAUGACCCAUUAGAGUAUGUUCGCAAAGCUAAAGCAACGAUAGAUCGCAAGAAGCUCUCACUGGAAGCUAUAAUAACAUUCGCAUGUGCAGAACUUGUGCUAAAGCUAUUUGGUGUCAAGGUGGCAUCUGCAAUUGCACACAGAUUCCUUUCCAACACUACUGUGGCCUUCUCUAAUGUGAUCGGUCCAGUAGAAGAGAUCAGCUUCUAUGGACAUCCAAUAGCUUUCCUUGCUCCCAGUGUUUACGGCCAUCCACAUGCAUUGACAAUACACUUUCAAAGCUAUGUCAACAAGAUGACCAUUGCAGUAGCAGUUGACCCGGACGUGAUUCCUGAUCCUCACCAGCUCUGUGACGAUAUAGAGGAGUCUUUGAAGACCAUCAAGGCUGCUGUCUCAGAAAAAGAGCUUGCCACUGUUGUUCCAAUAGUAUGAGGACCUUGUUUGAUGAAGAGUAUUCAUUUUGGCUGGCUAAUAUUUGGCCAAGGAUUGAUCCUCUAGGUAUGAGGGGAGCGAGAAAGAGAAGGUGAAAAGGUUAGGAACUAAGUGAAUUCUUUUGACUGAGCUACAAAUUCUUUCUUUGCCUGAAAGAGCAGCAGGCAGAGGUGAGACAUACGAGGAAAUACAGGAAAUAGGCAAUGCUAGGUCUAGACUGUUGCAAACACUCGCCCAUAUUGUUUUUGUGCAUGUAGCAAUUGUUCUCGCCAUUGAUGGUAGGAAUGCUACAUCUUCAUCUUGACUGAAUUUCUCCCAGAAACAACAUGAUAUUGUGCAAAGUGACUCAUGGUAUGUAUUAUGUAUUCAUUCAUUUUUUUUUCUCAAUCGAUACCAGCUGGUAAAGAUGGAGAUACUUUCACA
This is a messenger RNA of Eucalyptus grandis, 2486 nucleotides long. RefSeq names its product O-acyltransferase WSD1. Gene Ontology annotation, cellular component: plasma membrane. The record is from RefSeq and is a predicted model, not a curated record. The coding region runs from base 546 to 2063 and encodes 505 amino acids. Lineage: Eukaryota; Viridiplantae; Streptophyta; Magnoliopsida; Myrtales; Myrtaceae. Gene Ontology annotation, molecular function: long-chain-alcohol O-fatty-acyltransferase activity; diacylglycerol O-acyltransferase activity. Gene Ontology annotation, biological process: triglyceride biosynthetic process. The transcript is spliced from 7 exons.